CUAUGGUGUUGCAAUUGCAAUUGCAAUUACAGCAAGUUCUCCUUGCAAUGUGGCUGUGACAAGUCUUCAGUAUUAAGAUUGAUUGAUAGUAAACUGCAUAUAUACUUCUCAUCUUUGAGGUUUCAAAGACUGAUAAAAAAAUUUCAAAUAAAAAAGAUGGAUCCAGAGAGAUCAAUGGAGGAGCAAUUUUCCAAGCUACAUCCUUCAUUGCCAGAAAACACCAGAAUUGGAAUAGUUGGUGCUGGUCCAAGUGGCUUAUCAGCUGCUUAUGCAUUAACCAGGCUUGGUUAUAAGAAUGUUACAGUAUUGGAGAAACAUCACACGGUCGGUGGCAUGUGUGAAUCAGUAGAAAUUGAAGGAAAAGUAUAUGAUUUGGGAGGACAAGUUCUUGUUGCAAGCAGUGCUCCAGUGAUCUUUCACUUGGCGAAAGAGACAGGCUCUGCAUUAGAAGAAUUGGACUCUCACAAGCUUGCUGUUGUUGACCCUUCCUCUGGAGAAUAUCACGAUAUUAAAGUUGCUGAUGAUUAUGUAUCUGUUAUGUCACUUACAUUGGAAAUACAAGAAAAAGUGAAGAAUUGCGGUCGUAUUGGAGUCCAUGCUGUUAGUGACAUUGCUUCAGACUUAACUCCAGAGUAUCUAAAAUGUCAUGGACUCAAAUCCAUUCCUAAAUCUGUAGCUUAUGGUUACACUGCUUCAGGAUAUGGGUUUAUUCAAGACAUGCCUUAUGCUUACCUUCAUGAAUUUACUAGAACUUCGAUGGCUGGAAAAAUUCGACGAUUCAAAGGUGGAUAUACAAGUCUUUGGCAGAGUAUUGCUGAAUCACUUCCUUUGAGACUUCUUUGUAACACUGAAGUAUUGGCAAUCAAGAGGAACUCUGACGGUGUCACAGUUCGUAUCAAGAGCUUGGAUGUAGUUGAAACAUUGGAAUUUGAUAAGAUCAUAAUUUCUGGUUCAUUUCCAUUAAAAUAUGGGAAAAUUUACAGAUCACCUUCUAAUUGCAUAGAAUGCAAGAAAGAAAUAAUGGAUGCAAGUGACCUUGAAAAGGAUUUAUUCAGCAAAGUCGAGACAAAUGACUACUACACCACUGUUUUCAAGAUUAAAGGGCUAGAACAUUUGCCUAUUGGAUUUUAUUAUUUUAGUAAAUAUAUGGAAGAUCCCAGCACGAUUGGAAAUCCAGUGGCAAUGCAGAAAUUUUAUGCUGACUCUAAUAUAUUCUUGUUCUGGUCCUAUGGCAACUCUGUUGAUAUUAAGGGACCAACUGUCAAGGAGCUUGCCAUGACAACAAUACAAACCAUGGGAGGAGAAGUUGAGAAUUUCAUUCUUCAACGCUGCUUUAAGUAUUUUCCUCAUGUUGGCAGCCAAGAUAUGAAAGAUGGAUUCUAUGAAAAGUUAGAAUCACAGCUUCAAGGUUCAAGGAAUACUUACUAUGUAGGUGGGCUUAUGGCAUUUGAGCUUACGGAGAGGAACUCAUCUUAUUCCAUGGCUCUAAUUUGCAAGAACUUUGCCAAUACCAAUGAUUUGCCAACAUUUCCUUACACUAAGAAUUUGUUUCCCUUGCAAAGUGAGCACCAAAAGAAGAACCCUAAAGAACUAGAUGAAUUGCCAGAAGUGCAAUCUCCUAAUUUUCCUACUUUGAAUAGCUACUUAAAGUACUGGGGGACUCAUCCAAUCACUCAAAAUAGGACUCUUUACACAUGGAUUAAUGAAGAAGGGACUCCGGUGUGCCAGAGGACCUAUGGAGAACAACAUUAUUAUUCUUCUUGCAUUGCUCAAAAGCUCUUGACAAGCCAAAAGCCGGUUAUCAAGCCUGGUGACAGGGUUCUUUUGGUCUAUGUCCCUGGGUUAGAUUUUAUCGAUGCCUUCUUUGGAUGCAUAAGAGCUAAAGUCUUACCAGUCCCAAUUACUCCCCCAGAUCCCAUGCAAAGAAGUGGACAAGCAUUAAUGAAAAUUGAAAACAUUGCCAAGUCAUGUGGCAUUGUGGGGAUUUUGUCAACAACAACUUAUCACUCGGCAGUCCGUGCAGGUUCAUUGAAAAGUUUAAUUUCACUAACAAGAAAAAAGGAGAAAUCAUCAGCUCAGUGGCCGAAUCUUCCGUGGUUGCACACUGAUACCUGGGUCAAGAAUUCCAAGAGCAUUGUUUCAGAGAAUGUUGAUGAUCAAUGUGAACCACAACCUGGUGAUGUAUGUUUCUUGCAAUUUACGUCAGGAUCAACUGGUGAUGCUAAAGGAGUCAUGAUCUCUCAUGGUGGACUAAUUCACAAUGUGAAAUUGAUGCGAAGUAGAUACAAAAGUACCUCAAGGACUAAACUAGUAAGUUGGCUUCCUCAGUAUCAUGACAUGGGGCUGAUUGGAGGCAUUUUUACAUCUCUUAUUAGUGGUGGAUCUGCAUUUUUAUUUUCACCAAUGACAUUUAUCAAGAAACCACUCUUAUGGCUUGAAAUCAUCAGCAAGUAUCAAGCAACUCAUAGUGCUGGCCCAAACUUUGCUUUCGAGUUACUGAUUCGAAGAUUGGAGUCUGACAAGGAUAAGGUUAAGAAUUUAGACCUUUCAUCCUUGGUUUUUCUUAUGGUUGCUUCUGAACCGGGGAGACAGGAGACGCUAAAAAACAUCAUUGAGUGA
Messenger RNA from Cicer arietinum (chickpea), 2619 nucleotides. The record is from RefSeq and is a predicted model, not a curated record. NCBI's taxonomy places the organism in Eukaryota, Viridiplantae, Streptophyta, Magnoliopsida, Fabales, Fabaceae.